Adineta steineri is the source of this 787-nucleotide messenger RNA. Lineage: Eukaryota; Metazoa; Rotifera; Eurotatoria; Adinetida; Adinetidae. The record is from the annotation of a GenBank genome assembly.
AUGUUGGAUAAAGUGCUUGAUUUAUUUGAUGAAAUUAAAAUUCAACCUAGUCCCAUUAUUCUCAUUAUGUUAUUUGGUGUUUGUGCUCGAACUAAUAAUGAUCGAGCAAAGCAAACUGGAAGAAAAUUUCUUAAUGAAAUGUCAAAGGAUUUUCUAAAUGAUAAUAUUCUACUUACUUCAGCAAUAAAUAUGUUAAUGAGAUUCGGUGAUGUUAAAAAAGCCGAAGAUCUUUUUCAGAUAAUAAAGAAAAAAGAUAUUAUUACCUAUGGUGCUAUGAUGAAAGGAUACACAUUAAAUCAUAUGUGUGACAAAGCCUUAGAUUUAUUUGAACAAAUACAACUAAAUCUUAGUAAUGUCAGUUAUUCGAUUAUUUUCAAUGCAUGUGCUCAACUUUCAAAUGAUCGUGCAAAACAAAUUGGACGAAAACUUCUAGAUGGCAUGCCUGAGAAUUUUAAAGAAAAUAAAUAUAUUCAAAGCUCAGCAAUAGAUAUGUUAAUGAAAUUUGGUGAUGUUAAAAAGGCUGAAAUUUUAUUUAAAACGUUUGAAGAAAAGGACAUUAUUACUUAUAGUACUAUGAUGAAAGGAUAUAAUAUAAAUAAUGAACCAUUAAAAAGUUUGAAACUUUUUGAAGAAAUCAAAAAAAAUCAUAUAAAAAUUGAUGAAAUCAUAUCAGUCAUAUUGAUUGAUACAUGUGCGAAAAUUGGUAUUCGUUCAAUAUGUGAAUCAAUUGUUAAUCAAUUUCCAUCAUAUUUAUAUAAUAAUCAAUAUAUAUGUAAUGCAUUAAUAA